Ficedula albicollis (Collared flycatcher) is the source of this 1722-nucleotide messenger RNA. It is a transcript of the gene PRDM13, whose product is annotated as PR domain 13. Gene Ontology annotation, cellular component: nucleus. Gene Ontology annotation, molecular function: protein binding. NCBI's taxonomy places the organism in Eukaryota, Metazoa, Chordata, Aves, Passeriformes, Muscicapidae. The coding region runs from base 1 to 1722 and encodes 573 amino acids. The transcript has 8 exons. The record is from RefSeq and is a predicted model, not a curated record.
AUGCAAACCAGCAGGGCUCCGGCCAUCAGCGUCAGCGCGGAGAGCUGCAUCCCGGCUGGGCUGCGCCUGGGUCCUGUGCCGGGCACCUUCAAACUGGGCAAGUACCUGUCAGACCGCAAGGAGCCAGGACCCAAAAAAAAGGUGCGGAUGGUUAGAGGGGAAUUAGUGGAUGAAGCCGGGAGCUCAGCUCUGGAGUGGAUAGGGUUAAUCCGAGCUGCCCGAAACUCCCAAGAGCAGACACUGGAGGCUGUUGCGGAUCUGCCAGGAGGACAGAUUUUCUACCGGGCGCUGCGGGAUGUCCAGCCUGGAGAGGAGCUCACCGUCUGGUACUCCAACCCUCUGGCGCAGUGGUUUGACAUCCCUGUCACAGCCACGCCGACGCACGACGAGAAAGGGGAGGAGCGGUACAUCUGCUGGUACUGCUGGAGGACCUUCAAGUACCCGAACAGCCUCAAGGCCCACGUCCACUUCCACUGCGCUCUGAGCCAGGGGGGGGGGGUGGAGCGGGCGCUGCCCGCGGCCGCGCUGCCGCCCGCCCGCUACCCGCCGCUGCCCGGCGGGGCCCUGGAGCGCUUCGCGCUGCCGCCCUUCGAGGGGCUGAAGGCGUACGCGGGGGAGUGCGGGCUGCCGGUGAUGCCGCUCACCGUCUACAACGGGGAGCUGCUCUACGGGGCCGCGCCCUACUACCCGCUGAAGCUGCACCUCGGCGGCCUCCUCAAGUACCCCGAGUCCGUGUCGUACUUCGCGGGGCCGGCGGCAGGUCUGCACGCCGCAGAGCUGGGCUCGCUGGCCAGCAUCGACCGGGAGAUCGCCAUGCACACGCAGCAGCUCUCCGAGCUGGCGGCCGAGAAAGGCCGAGGGAGGCUGGAGGCGCUGCCGGCGGGAGCGGCAGGGGCGGCCGGAGGGAAACCCAAGACCGGGCACCUGUGCCUAUACUGCGGGAAGCUGUACUCCCGCAAAUACGGGCUGAAGAUCCACAUGCGGACUCACACCGGCUACAAGCCGCUCAAGUGCAAGGUCUGCCUGCGGCCCUUCGGGGACCCCAGCAACCUCAACAAACACAUCCGCCUGCACGCCGAGGGCAACACGCCCUACCGCUGCGAGUACUGCGGCAAGGUGCUGGUGCGGCGCCGCGACCUGGAGCGGCACGUGAAAUCCCGGCACCCGGGGCAGAGCCUCGGCAAGGCGGCCGAGGACAAGAGUGACUCUGGCUACGCGCAGCCCGAGCAGGAGCAAAAGACUGACAACGAGAGCGACGUGGACGUCUGCUUCACCGACGACCAGAGCGACCCGGAGAACGGCACUCACCAGGCAAAAGCAUGCAACAGUGCCGACAGUGACCCGCCAGCUGUGACCCGCCAGCUGUGCGGGUCUGCCCGCUCAGGUCCGAGCUGGGGCUUUCCGUGUGCCCUCGGGCAGGCAGAGUCAGGAGGGAACCCCGCCUUUUGGAAGGCACCCACCGUGGACCUGCUGCCGGCGGCUAAAUCGAAAUACAAAGUGCAGGCGGAGAGGCGGAGAAAUGCUGCCACAUUGACUUUUAGGGCCCCAUUUCUACGACGUUCCCAGCGGAGACGCACCUCCCAGCAUGGGUCCGCGGGCGAGCGCCGGUGCCCGGCCGGGGAUGCGCCGGUCCCGGCCCGGGAUAUGCCGGUGCCCGGCCCGGGAUGCUCCCGGACCCGCCGGAGCUCCCGCCUCCCCGAGCGCUCCCACUGCCCCUCGUGA